AUGGAAGGGCCUCAUUACUCGCCUGAUGGUUUAACUUCAUCAACGAGUGCCACCGCCUAUCCUUCACCCAGUACCCGUUCCAGCACCGCACAACCAGAACAGCAGUAUCACCCGCAGGUUUUGCCACCCAUCAUUGAUCAGAGCAAGAACAGUCACGCGUGGAAAAUCAUGUACGGAGGCAACCACCCUCAGCCGCCUCACGGUCAGGCGACUCCAGGCGCCCCAGCUCCUGGCUCCAAUCUUCCCAGCUAUCACCAACAGACGACCCAACCCUCGGCGAGGGGUCCCGCAUACGCCAUGUCUGGCCCUCCCUCGUAUCCUUCUCCCCAUGCUUUCAGCAUGCCUCAGACGACGCAGGCACUCUCUCACCCGCAGCCCAUAGCACCGGCUCCUCCCGCCGGACGAGGAGCCCCAGUAUUACGCCCGAUGCCCGGCGUUAUGAAUCAGCAAGGCAUGAUGGGAAACCCCAUGAUGCAGCAAGGCCCUGGAUUGCAGGAGGGUGAUCAGCCAACCCAUGUUGUGGGUAGCCAGGGACGUCGCGGUAUUCUUCCCAGUGCUCCUGGCCGUGUCCCAGUCGGCCAGGUCAACAGCAAAGGCCAAAUAACGCCCGUAAAAGAUGCGGACGGCAAAUUCCCGUGCCCUCAUUGCACAAAGACCUAUCUGCAUGCUAAGCACCUGAAGCGCCAUCUUCUUCGCCACACCGGUGAUCGCCCCUACCGCUGUGUUCUUUGCAACGAUACCUUCUCUCGCAGUGAUAUUUUGAAGCGCCACUUCCAAAAAUGCUCGAUUAGGAGGGGAAACCCUGCCGGCGUUACCCACUUGUCCCUCCCUCAAGCUCACGUUAAGAAGAGCGCACCUGUUCAGAAGGCGCCUGCGCCCGUCGGAAUGGAGGGUGAUUUGAACCACCUCAACGGCGGCCUCGGCAACCUUCACGGUGACUCCAUGUCUCACGGAUACCCAAUGGUUCCAGUUCCUGACGGAUUGCCCAACCUCACAAAUGAUCAAGGCCAACUGCAGCGAUCCGGCAACAUGAGUAGACUAGAGAACAACGGAAACCAAGAUCGACAGGGCAUGGGUGGCGCCGUUAUGGGUUCUGCCCCCAGUCGUGGUGGUUAUGAGCAGCACUACGCCAGUAACGUUGCCGGCUCGAUGGCCAGCCAGCAAAUGCCAAGCUACAAUAUGCCUCCGGGCCAGAACGGAAUGCCCAUGUAUGCGGGCGGAUCGAACUCGAACCAGCAAGUUGACUGGAGUCAAGUGUUCCCAACUGGUGCGCAAGAUUCCUACGCCAAUGCCUUCCCUCCUAAUAUUGGUCAGACACAGAUUCCGGUCAAGCAAGAACAUAAUGUCGAGAACGAUCGAACAGACGGGGUCCCAGGUGUCAACCCUACCGACUCGCUUUUCUUCGCCAAUUACAUGCCGCCAACGACCCAAAACCCUUACGUCCUAAUCUCCAACCAGAUCCUCGCCUACUUUCAAUCAUCAGGCUCCGCGUAUCCGACUCACCCCGACCUUAACCUCGCCCACUCCUUCUUCUCCCCCGAGAACAUCCGAGAUUUCCUUGAUAAAUACACUCACUUCCAUAUUCACUUCCCCUUAAUCCAUGUCCCGUCUAUUCGCAUCACGGAGUUGAACACUGGCUUACUCGCAGGUCUUUGUUGUGUGGGAGCGUGCUACUCUGAUAGAGUUUCUCCUGAUCACGUCCGCGAUGUUAUGGACCUCGUGCGACCGGCAUUCGAGCAACAAUCUAAACUUCUCGCGAAAGACUGGCACCAGCAGACUAACUACCCCACGACACUGUCGAAGGAGGACGUAGAAGAGAUACAAACUACCAUCCUACUAUCCGCUCUCCACGUCUGGCAUGGAACACCACUGCAACGAGAAUGGGGCCAACGCACUUACGCGCUUCUCGCUCUUAUCGUCCGAUCCGCCGGCCUCUUACGCAUCACGCCCGAUUCCACGCCAUACUCUCCUCUUCAUCAACCUGGCUUCUCGCCUCAGAACUUUGACGUUUCGAGUUUUGACUGGUCAGCAUGGGUAGAGCAGGAGAAGAAGGUUCGCGUGGUUCACAUCAUCUUCCUUGCCGACACUGCCAUGAGCCUGUAUUUCAACAUGACGCCAAAACUAGACCCCUUCGAGCUGAAUAUCCCGCUCCCUAGCGACGACGGGGCCUGGGAUGCUCGGACCGAUGUGGAGUGUGCUACGGCAUUGGGACUGUACGGUCCUGAGGCCGCUCGGGAAAGGAGCGCAGAUGGCACGCAUCGCGCAAAGCAACCAGAAGCCAACCUCGCGCUCCAGGCACUUCUACACGGGUCAUAUCAAAUUCAACCCGGAAGGACGAAUCUAUAUGGCAAGUUUGUUCUCAUCCACGCGAUAUUAUCCAUCAUUCGCAAAGCGUUGGUGGACCAAAGCGCGGCCGCAAUGGUGAAGGAGAUGGGCACCCCUCCGCCUCACGAUUGGAUGGUCAGGGGGAGUGAUUCGAGUAAUGGUCGGGCGACUCCGGUAGAAGGUGCGGGGCAACAAAUACCCCUCCAGACGAGGCAAGCAUUAUCAACUGCGUUGGACAAGUUUAAGGCCAAUUGGGACGCCGAUAUGGUCACCCAAUUCCCGCCCCAACUCCAAGUCAAGAAUCCUCGCAGGUACGGCUUCUCAAGGGACGGCAUCCACUUCUACUGGUUAGCCAAGUACAUGCUCAAGCACACCCGGCCAUCGGAUCUUCAACUACCCCCAGAUGAUCGAUUCGCGCAAGUGAUGCAACUUUUGCGGUCAGUCAAAACGUGGGUGAUGACGGACGGGGCCUCAAGGGGCGAAGCACUCGGAUCUGUCGGAGACAUCAACAAGGACUAUGGUGUCUCGGAUCGCACACUUAAUAUGGCGCAGCUUUUCACACCCUUACCAAAAGUGGUAGAAGACCCUCGGAUACCCUCUGUUAAGACCGAAAUCGACACCGGUAUUAUAUGA
Messenger RNA from Scedosporium apiospermum, 2958 nucleotides. Its product is annotated as C2H2 transcription factor. Gene Ontology annotation, cellular component: chromatin. Bases 1 to 2958 code for a protein of 985 amino acids. NCBI's taxonomy places the organism in Eukaryota, Fungi, Ascomycota, Sordariomycetes, Microascales, Microascaceae. Gene Ontology annotation, biological process: DNA-templated transcription; regulation of transcription by RNA polymerase II. The record is from RefSeq and is a predicted model, not a curated record. Gene Ontology annotation, molecular function: RNA polymerase II cis-regulatory region sequence-specific DNA binding; DNA-binding transcription factor activity, RNA polymerase II-specific; zinc ion binding. The transcript is spliced from 2 exons.